AGAAGAUCAAAAACAGCCGUUCGGUUUGGCGACUGCGACUCUUUGAAGGAAAAAGGAAAAACAUUUGCAUUUGCACUUCUUGCAGAAAAAUUCAAUUUUCUUUGUACUGUGAUUAGUGUGGUGGUUGCUUUUACCAUUUUUUAUGUUUUGUUCUUCUUUUUGUUGAAAAUAAUUAUAUAGUUUUUUAUUUUGGAAAUGAGAAACCAAAAACUCAACAGAAGAAACCACUAACUAAAUCAACAAAAAUGCACAAAUGAGAGAAAACAAAUUUUCUCCAUUCAAGAAAAUAAGCAGCGUUUAUAGUUAUCAUUGCAGGCAAGCUAAAAGAUAAAAUAUUCUAGAACUUUCAAGAGUUCAUAAUCUUCAUACAAUUAAAAACAAAAUUAGAAAUUAGUAAAAUGGAAAAUGAACAUGAAGAGCAUCAUGACCUACCUUUCCGUGAAAUCUUUGAAGCAGCUUUUUCCGCCUCAAGUCUCACAAAUAGUUAUGACAAUGAACCACGCCCAAGUGAUGAUAACUAUGAUUUAUUUGCAUACAACCAAUAUUCACCAAGGCAGCCAAUGAGAUUACAAUACAAUACAAUGCAUCCAGAUCCAUAUAUGCCACAAAUGUAUCCAGUACAUCAUAAUCAAAUUAUAUCACCACACUUACAGCGCCGCAUGCCCCCUAGAAGGGGUGCUCAGGAACGUUAUCAAGUAGAUUUAAUGAGCCAAGAUCAUUGGUUAUCGUGCAGGAAAUGCCAACCGGAAUCGUGUAACUGUCCUCGUGAUCCGUCAAGGGAUUCAGCGUACCAAAUAACUUCGAGAAGUCACCAACCAGAGCUGCAACCUUUCAGUGGCAAUGUAAAUAAUAGCAAUACCAACACUAGCGAUAGUACUAUACUAAAUGAACCGCCCAGAAAUCUUAUGCUGGACGAUAUGGCAAACCAUCUGGAUUAUCCGAAUCCAACACUGCCACCUCAGCAUUCUUGCUGGUCAACAUAUUCCGCCUAUGAUUAUGAAGGCUUGGGUGGAAUGGUUAAUACAUAUUCGCAUCGCCGGCCAGUUCUGUCACACUUCAACCAUCUCUAUCCACAUCAACACUCACAAUCAAAUAUGCCGCCACAACCACUACACGAACCACAAACACAACAAACACAAGCCCCACCUCCAUCAUCGCUUCCACCUCAUCUCUUACACAAUUCACAACCAGAACUAACAGGAUUAGCCGCACCAAUGCCAUCCCAUGUAGAAAAUGGCAAUCUCGUAAAGACUGAAAUAAAUCCCGAUGGAAUGUACAUUAGUAGUAGUAGUAGCAGCAGUGGUUGCAGCAGUAAUGGCAGCAGCAAUGCAACACCUCCUCCUUCAGUCAACACCGGAAUAGUUAACCCCCCAAAUAAUGUUGGUGAUCUGGCUUUGAGAAAAAAUGAUUGCAAUAGUACAGCCACUGCCGCUAUAGUUUAUGCGUCCACGUCAACAAAACCAAAUACACUAACAGCAACGUCUUCUGUUCCAUCUUCAGAAAUUAUGGAUGGUCCAAGCAGUUCCAUGUCAAUAAAACAUGUUCCCUCUACGAGCUGUGUUAAUAGUUAUUUACGACAUAAUACCUUUAACAAAACCUUAGAAAAUUUGCAUUCGGAAAAGCAGCCGGACGAGGAUGCAACUAUGAGGGAUAUUCUCAAUGAGACUUCUAAUGCCACAACUACCAUAGGGUCUGCAAUUAUUACAAAUCAAGCAACGGCAUCGUCAUCUUCAGAAAACUUUAACGACGAGCUUUCAUCGUUACCUGGCCCAAGUGGUCUGCAAAGAAAAACUCAGCAGCAAUGUGAUGUUAAUGUUGGAGCGAGAAAGUCUGCAAUUUAUAAUAAUUGCCUUCGCAUGGGUUCAGCCUCAAAAUAUAAUCCAUUAUCGGAUUCAGACGAUGAUGAUGAUGACGAUGAUGUUGUGGUUGUUAAUUUGCGCAAACAAUACAAACCAGAAAAUGUUCCAUAUGAUAUUAUGGGCUAUAAUGAAGGCCCUGUUUGUAAUAUCACAAAAAAUAGUGCUGAACAAUUGGAUAGUGGUGUGGGGGUUGUCCCAGAAUUGCCAGGCAAUGGAGAAGAGUGCCUGUCAUCUUCUCGCUCAAAUGAUAUUCUAACUGCUCCUGAUCUGCAAUUAGAUUGGUUAUCUGACUCGACGGGCGAUGAUGAUGACGUUGUGUUUGUUCAUUCAACACGUGAACCCAUCGUAUCAAUUGAUCUCACAAAUGAUGAUGAAAUGGGUGAAGAGUUUAAGCCAUCAAUAAUUGCCCCUCAAAGAGAAACAUCGACAUCUUGUCUCUUACCACACAUUCGACAGAAUUCAGUGUUGACACCUACUCCAACAGAAGUGUCAUCUUCAACACCAAUAACCGCAUCCUCUGUUGCAGCUACAGCGGCUGCUACAUCAGCAGCAGCAGACCCUUGUUCUUACUAUGAUUAUCGCUACCCACGUCGUUACAAUGAAGUUACCUCAACGUCAGCUACGAGUUCGACAAGUGGAAGUGCUAGUGGUCGAUCGUACGACGUCUAUCGCUACAAUGUAAAUCGUAUGCGCCCAAAUGUCUUCGGAAAUAUAAUCGGCCCACCACGACUUGCUCCCUAUCAGCCACGAACUCCAAGACUGCGUACUGUUUCACCACCAGACUUUACAAUGCCUAUCAACACUUAUCGGGGAAUUUGUCAACGUGAUCGUUUUCACGACGAAGUUUAUCCAUACGCCUAUUCAGACCCAUCUGCUCCUGAAAAUUACCAACGAGUACAGUAUUGUGGCUAUCCUGAACCACAAUGCCUUCGAGGUGCAGCUUCAUCAACAACAACAACUGCACCGCAUCCAAAUACUGCUGCUCCUGCACAUGAAAAUAGCAAUUUAGCACCUGAUGUAGCAGCAGCUGCUGCGGCUGCAGCUGCAGCUGCAUCAUCAUCAUCAUCAUCAGCAGCAUCAACUUCCUCAGCUCCUCAACCAGCUGAAUCAACAUCAGAACCUUCACCUGAACAGCCACCACCGCCGCGACGUGCAAACAUUUGUUCCCCUCCAGCUGCACAUUCAACGGAGAGUUCAAACUAUCCGCCAUAUUUUGUGCGUGAUGUAAGUGGCGUACGAGUGCAAUCGCGUCGUAAUCCAACAUUUAGUGCCGGAUCAACACAUCAUCGACAUCAUCCAGUAGGACUACCACCGCCCUACCUCAUACACCAAAAUCUUUGGUGUCGUCAACAAAACAUGCAGGAAAUCCAUCGGCGACAUUUGACUCCAACACCCAUAGACUUGUCCUCGAAUCGAAGCAUGCCCAAUUAUCGUUCGCGGCAAAUACCAAAUAUAUGUCCAUGUGUACACAGCAGAACAGGACCAGUUUCUAGUUUGGAUCCGGCAUACCAAAUGGUGAGCUUGUCAAGUUCAUUUGAACCCCCACCGACAACACAGCCCAGACAAAGGCAUGUUCCUGCUGUCCAUCAUCAUAUGAUUCAUCAUUAUACAUUGCCGACACCCGUACGCCUGGAAAUCGGUUUGAGAGCACCACUGACAAGUUUAAGAUCAAUCGAAGAUAUUGGAUCUAGAAUUGUUUUUGGUCCCAAUAUGAGACCUAAUCGCGGUGCCUCAUUGGAAAUAAUAGAACGCAACACCCUACCGCACAAAUACAAACGUGUUCGACGUGAAAGUGAAUCCGAUGAAGAUGCUGAAAAGUGCGCAAUAUGUUUAUCGUUAUUCGAAAUUGAUAAUGAAGUCAGACGGCUUCCGUGCAUGCAUCUAUUCCAUACCGAAUGUGUUGAUCAAUGGCUGGUUACCAAUAAACAUUGUCCUAUAUGCCGUGUCGAUAUCGAAACCCAUCUAACCAAAGAUACAAGCAGCUCGUUAUGACCCGUUCCUAGGGUCAUAUCAACCUAAAAAUUCGUCAAUCCAUAAAAAUACAACUUAUUAUAUAAAAAAAAUUAUAAGUAAUACCCCACAUAUACAUACAUUCAUAAAUAUAUACAAUUAAUAAAAAAAAAGGGAACCGUAAAAGAAACUAGGCUUAAAGCUUAAAAUAUACAAAUUUUAGAUUUGUCGGUUUUUACAAUUAUUAACUUAUUUUUGUUGGGUGUAAGGCGACACCGUUCAUUGUUUUUUUUUUCUUUAUUUGUUUCUCAGAUCAAGCAAGUUUUUCAUUUUGUUAAAACAAUGGCUGCAUAAUUCAUAUUUAUUUUUGUUUUAGUUUAUACAAAACCCUCAAAACUUUUAUUUGUUUCUCAGUUCGAGCAAGUUUUUCAUUUUGUUAAAAAGUUGCUGCAUUAUUCAUAUUUAUUUUUUGUUUUAGUUCAUAAAAACCCUCAAUUAUUAACUGCAUGGUAAACAUUAAACAUUUUUCUCAUUUAUAUUUAAAUGCGAAAUGUAUUCGCUGAUUAAUUUAUGUUACAUAUUUUUUUUAAGGACAUUUUUGUUGUUUGCUGCGAUUUAUUAUUGUUUUGUUUUUUUUUUUUCUUAAAUCCUUCUUUAUAUAAAUUUAAAAAUUGGUGGGUGGUAUUCGAAAAACUUUCGCAGAUUCACAUUUUAUUUUUUUUUUGAAGAGUGAUUUGUUUUUUUUUUGUUUUGUUAAAAGAAAACUCAACAAAUUCAAAAUUGUAUGAAUUAUAUGAAAUAUCAAAUAAAAUUUUAUUCAUGCCACCAAAUAUAAAUAUUUCAUAAGCUCUGUACUUAGAAAAAUAAUUUUUUCUAUUUUGUUAAUUUUAAUUUAAAACUAGAAAAAUCAAUUUAGGAAUAAUUAAAUUAAGAAAAAUUAAUAAAGGAGCCAGUUAAUAUACUGGAAACAUCUUACUGUGUAGAUAUUUAAGUUUUGUUUUAAUUGAACAAACAAAAAAAUUCUACAUUAACAAGUGCCAUAAACAAGUAACAUAAAAAAACAAUCAUUUAUUUCUCGUUUUUUGUUUUGUUUUUCUUUUUUUUUUUUAAUGGACUCUUUAAUGUUUUGUAUUUCUCUUUUUUUGUUAUUUUAUGUUUGAUUUUUUCACUUCAUAGUUUUUUUUUUCAAUUACAUUAUAUAAAUUACAUUCUUAAGAACAUUUAAUAUUUUAAAAGGAAAUGAUACCAAUAUUUCAUUAUGUAAAUUAUUCAUAUUUGUAUACUUUUUUGUGAGUACCCAUUUUCAUUGUUAUACAUACAAAAUAUACUACUAUGAACCAUGUAAGCAUAUUUAAUAAGAAUAAUAAUCAAGGAGUUUGCAUAAAAUCAGCGAAUAUACAUAUAAAAAUUAAAUAAAGCGUCUGAUAAAUUAUUA
Messenger RNA from Eupeodes corollae, 5244 nucleotides. RefSeq names its product E3 ubiquitin-protein ligase Arkadia. The transcript is spliced from 9 exons. NCBI's taxonomy places the organism in Eukaryota, Metazoa, Arthropoda, Insecta, Diptera, Syrphidae. The record is from RefSeq and is a predicted model, not a curated record. The coding region runs from base 399 to 3851 and encodes 1150 amino acids.